Galendromus occidentalis (western predatory mite) is the source of this 3355-nucleotide messenger RNA. RefSeq names its product integrator complex subunit 2 (gene IntS2). Gene Ontology annotation, cellular component: integrator complex. The record is from RefSeq and is a predicted model, not a curated record. Bases 156 to 3344 code for a protein of 1062 amino acids. Gene Ontology annotation, biological process: snRNA 3'-end processing. The transcript has 9 exons. NCBI's taxonomy places the organism in Eukaryota, Metazoa, Arthropoda, Arachnida, Mesostigmata, Phytoseiidae.
CGUGACGUUGUCGGAUGCGCUCGUCAAACCUGGCAAACUCCAGAACUCGGAUUCUCCAAGGAGUUGAGUCAGAUGACCGAUCGACUAAGCUGACCGAAGCGGAACUCCUAUCCGAAAAGACAAAUACUCAUGUGAGCUAGGCGCUACUCUCGAGAAUGUCGUCCAAGAUAAAAACGACCUCAGGUCCUCUGAGAUCGCCUGUGACCACUCGAGCGUUCCUCACGCUCCAGCGUGUCGAUGUCGAAGCCUUGGUUACGUUCCCCGAGUGGGAAUUACGUCCCCUUCUGCCUUGUCUCGUUCGCAUGGCAUUGUGCUCUCCAUUGGAUCAGAGACCGGACUGGGCCCUGAAAAAAGAAACAAUCCUCCGUGUUCUUUCGGGAAUCGAAAGCGUCAACGCAAUCGUCGCUCUUCUGAGUAUCGACUUCCAUCUACUCGAGGUGGAUGUUCGGAAAGAGCAGAUGCUCCGGAACAAAGCGGGACCCUCGGCGGAAAGCGUAUUAGUUACUCCCUUCAACAACGCCAUAUCGUUGGAGUUCGAGAGGAGCGAUGCCGCAAGACGGCUCCGACUUGUUCUCAGUCAGCUGAUCGUCCUCAUGGGAUCCUCCAGACCCGAAAAAUCCAGUGAUCUCUUCUCCAUGGACAUAUAUGUCGACGAGGUUGCCGACGUGCUUUGUAUAGCUCAUGCAGAGCUCCCAGGCAUCCUAAACGUGACCGAUAUGGCUGAAGCUCUCCUGUAUGUUCGCAAUGGUGCAGCCUUCAUCACCAGAGUGGUGUCUAAUUCACCGGAGAGUUUCCUUGAAGUUGCCUACCACCUGAUCGCCAAUGCGAACGAUCGCGUGGACAACAGCGAACGGAGAGUCGAUUGCCUAGCUCAGCUGUGUCGGAUGAACCCCGUCGAGGCUUUGCAGGUUCGGGCUCGAGCCGUGGAAAUGUGCCGGAUGCCGGAGCUCUGUGUACGUCUGACGCUUGAGCAGCCAGACAAACAAUCGGAUCUGGUGGCCUUCAUCUCCGGACUCCUCCUCGGAUCGGAUGAGAAAGUGCGCAAUUGGUUCGGGACCUACGUGCGAACACAUCAGAAACGAUUCGAACCGACGGCUCUAUCGAUGAUGAGGACGAAACUACUCCAGAAGCUCAGUUCGGUUAUCUUCUACACGCCGGAAUACCACAAACUGGCCGAGACGGCGGUCGUCGAAGUAAAUGCGCUCCUCCGCUUGUACUCGGCACUGAAGGUUGCCGGAAUGAAAUUCUCUGACGACGAAAACUCAACCCUCCUGCAAGUGAUAACUUCACGAACAGAACCAACGCCCGCCGGGGUUAGAUUCAUUUGUCUUUCGGUCAGCAUGCUUCUGGCCUGUCCAAACUUGAUUGCGAGCCAAGAUUUCGAGCGUCAAGCUCUUGAGUACCUACGGUAUCUUGUCAGUCAGGCCCAUGAGGGAGUGGCCGAAUUGUUGCUCCUCAUCGCGAUCCAUUUUCACGCGAAUCAACUCAACGCAAUCGCCGAACUCGUGUGCACAACACUGUCGAUGCGGCUCGCGGUUCGACCGAACAGUUUGGCGAAGAUGCGCAAUCUCUUCGUGCAAGAACUCUUCACAGAACAAGUGGUCACUGCGCACGCGGUCAGAGUACCGGUGACUCCGAAGCUAAACGCGGACAUGAGUGGCUUCCUCCCGGUCCACUGCGUCUAUCAGCUACUGAAAAGUCGUUCGUUCACGAAGCAGAAAGUUUCCAUCAAGAACUGGGUCUACAGCCAGAUCAUCGAGGCCACCACGCCUCUCCACCCGAUCCUACCGUCUUUGCUCGAAGUUUACGUACAUUCCGUGCUCGGACCUGUUGAAAGCACGCACCAACCGCUGACGGAUGGCGAGAUCAUCGCAGCCACUCAGACAGACGAGACCUUACCAUCGAUGCUGAUGCUGUAUUACCUUUUGCUCUACGAAGAUGUGCGCCUCGCCAACAUACGCAGUUUGUCGAAGGGCAGGAAAGUGAAAAUCUAUAGCGCGGAUCUUAUUACUCGGCUGCCGAUCAGGUACCUAGUUCAGAAGACUCAGCAGGAACAGAAAAAGUACGCAGGCCUCUUCGCGCCUCUCCUCAGACUUCUCGCUCAUCAAUUCCCGCACCUGUGUAUGACCGAGGACUGGCUCCUCAGCGAGACUGGGAAUACAUCUCUGAAGCCGAACCUCGAUAACGAUGCUUCCCUUUCACAGAAGGACAAAGCGAUCGAACCCGCCUCCCUGACUGAGUCCUUGACGAAAGUCGUCUCUUGUCCGGUCGGGGUCACAUCGAAGCUCGACGUCAUUCUCACUCUGGACCUCUGCGAGCUUUGGCCUUUCGCGGAGACGAUAGUGUCGAGCUUACCUCACCUGCUGCAGCCUGAUGUUCCUCGGCAGGUUAUUGAUCGGGCGAAAGCUGUUUGGUUCCGUCUGAACCAAGUUUAUCCCAGAAAACUCUGGGUUUUGACCGUCAACGCCUUCCGGCCCACCGAGAAGGUGUCUCUAGACGAACUGAUCAUGGAUCCCCUCCAUGUACUUCGCUGUGAGCCCAAAGUUCUUCAAUGCCCGGCGACACUUGAAAUUGUGCUCCAUAUGUUGAGGGCACUUCUCGCUGCGUCUCGCACUCAGCUCAGUAUGCACAUAUUGGAAAAUUGCGUUCCCGACACUCCGGGAGCAACCGACCAAGAGGAACUGCGCAUUGCACUCAUCGCCGCGCAGGAGAGUGCCGCUGUGCAGAUUUUGCUUGAGAUCUGCCUCCUCCGAUCAGACGACGGAGGUCUCCUAUCAACGAUGCGGGAGUGCCGGACCCUGGUUUGCUCACAGCUGCAUCAGAUGUUCAUAGCGGACCCUCAGCUCGUCCAUCUUGUGCACUAUCAAGGCUAUCCCGCCCCAUUGUUACCCAUGACCGUUUCACUCAUUCCGUCGAUGCAUAUCUGUUUAGAUUUCAUUCCGGAGCUCCUGGCGCAGGCCCAUCUCGAGAAACAGGUCUUCGCAAUCGAGCUAGCAUCGUACUUGUGUCUCCAACACGCGAUACCCCGGUCGUUAUCAAUCGCCCGGCUCUGUAUAACUGUAGUCAAUACCCUGAUCGGCGUCCUUCCAUCUUCGAGGCGGCCUCAAUUGUUCAUUCCGGCUCUCCCGUCGUUGGUUCGAAUGUGUCGAGCCUUCCCGCCGCUCUCAGAGGAUGUCGCAAUUUUGCUGCUCCAGCUUGCCAAAGUUUGUCAUUCCCAAGAGAGCACGAAAGCCUUGCCAGAUAUCGGUGAAGAGGACGAACAUCGUGAACUCUGCCGCAUAAUUCAGAAAUCAUUCGCUGAUCUGGGAACGUCGAACUCGCAGCAAAAUUCGAGCAUCUAUUGACAUGAUCGGUA